AUGAACCCGGCCAGUCUCAACCAGUCCAUCACCGCCGCAUGGGGGGUCCAGGCUGCUUCCGCCAACCAGGCAGCCGCCGCGCCGAGGAAACGCGUCCGCAAGACGGUCGGCCUCAACAACCCAGAGGAUCCCACCGUCACUCCUGGGUCUGAGACUCCCGGCGAUGUCACCCCGUCAAAGGAGGCGCCUGCCGACGAGGGCCCGCGCGAACGACGCAAGAAGCGUGUGAGGAGGGACCUGAAUGGCGAUGCCGACAAGUAUGCUCCUCCCGACGCCCGUCUCAGCCAGCUCGGUGGUCUGGGAAAGCAGAUCACCCAGCUCCUCGAAAUGGUCGCCUUGCCCCUGCUCCACCCCGAAAUCUAUAUCCACACCGGCGUGCCACGGCCCAAGGGUGUCCUUCUCCACGGUGUCCCCGGUGGCGGCAAGACGCAGCUCGUGCGUUGUCUCGCCGGCGACCUCGGUCUCCCCUUCAUCCCCAUUUCGGCACCCAGUAUCGUGUCGGGCAUGAGCGGUGAGAGUGAGCGCACUCUUCGCGAGACCUUUGACGAGGCCAAGAAGAAUGCUCCUUGCAUUCUUUUCCUUGACGAGGUUGACGCCAUCACCCCCAAGCGUGAGACUGCUCAGCGCGAGAUGGAGCGCCGUAUUGUUGCCCAGCUCCUCACCUGCAUGGACGAGCUGUCGACAAGCGAAAAGCCCGUUGUCAUGAUUGGAGCUACCAACCGUCCCGACUCGCUCGACCCUGCACUUCGUCGUGCCGGCCGCUUUGACCAUGAGAUUGAGAUGGGUGUUCCCACUGUGGAGGGAAGGGAAGAGAUCCUCAAGGUCCUUUGUGGCGCGCUCAAACUGUCCGGCGAUGUUGACAUUCACCAACUUGCGAAGGCGACUCCCGGCUACGUGGGUGCAGACUUGACUGCUCUGACCACCGAGGCGGGUGUGAUUGCCGUCAAGCGCAUCUUUGAAGACAUGUCCAGCUCAUCAAUGUCUGCCGACGACGCCAUGGAGAACAUGGCCCUCGAUGACGGUCCCUUCUCGACACUGCCCGAGUCUGUGCUGUCGACCCCUAUCGCCCGCUUCCUCACCAGCCAUCCUGGUCCUCUGUCGGCCGACAAGCUCGACUCGCUGCUUCUCACCCCUGCCGACUUUGACGUUGCCCUCAAGGUCGUCCAGCCUAGUGCCAAGCGUGAGGGCUUUGCUACCGUCCCCGACGUUACAUGGGCCGACAUUGGCGCCCUCGGCAACGUCCGCGACGAGCUGCACAUGGCCGUCGUCCAGCCCAUCCGCCACCCUGAAAUCUUCUCCGUCGUCGGUAUCGACGCUCCCUCUGGUGUGCUGCUCUGGGGUCCUCCUGGUUGUGGUAAGACCUUGCUUGCCAAGGCGGUCGCCAACGAGUCCCAUGCCAACUUUAUCUCCGUCAAGGGCCCCGAGCUCCUCAACAAGUAUGUUGGUGAGAGUGAGCGCGCGGUCCGCCAGGUGUUUGCCCGUGCUCGCGCCAGCGCACCUUGUGUCAUCUUCUUUGACGAGCUGGACGCCCUUGUCCCUCGUCGUGAUGACUCGAUGUCCGAAUCGUCGGCCCGCGUGGUCAACACCCUCCUUACCGAGCUCGACGGCCUCGACUCGCGCAAGGCCGUGUACGUUAUUGGCGCCACCAACCGUCCUGACAUGAUCGACCCCGCCAUGGUCCGUCCCGGUCGUCUCGACAAGCUCCUGUACGUCGACCUUCCGUCCCCGCCCGAGCGCCUCGAGAUUCUGCGCACCCACACCAAGCGCACGCCCAUUGCCGAGGAGGACUGGGCCGGUAUCGCGGCUAUUGCCGCUUCCGACGCUUGUGACGGAUUCAGCGGUGCCGAUCUCGCGGCAUUGGUCCGUGAGGCCGCAUCUCUGGCACUCCGCGGCGCACUCGAGGCCAUGGGCGCCUUUGAGAGCGAGACCAGCACCACCUCCGUCCCUCAAAAGCAGGUGUAUGUCUCGCUCAACAACUUUGCCGUUGCUGCACAGAAGACGCGCGCGUCCGUCUCGCGCGAGCAGAGGCAAAAGUACGAGCGUAUGCGCGACAAGUACGCCGGUAUCCCUGCCAAGGGCAGGAGGACACGCGCCGAGCGUGAUGCCGAGGCGGCCGCGGCUGCUGCUGCUGCCGCUAUCGGGCCGAUCGGCGGCGGCGAGGGGGACGCGGACAUGAGCAUGCGCAGUGACGGUGAGCCCUUGAUUGGCCACAGCUAG
Molecule: messenger RNA, 2217 nt
Organism: Apiotrichum porosum
Lineage: Eukaryota; Fungi; Basidiomycota; Tremellomycetes; Trichosporonales; Trichosporonaceae
Exons: 2
Coding region: 1-2217 (738 amino acids)
Biological process (GO): ribosome biogenesis
Cellular component (GO): nucleus
Molecular function (GO): preribosome binding; ATP hydrolysis activity; ATP binding
Source: RefSeq, a predicted model, not a curated record